Molecule: messenger RNA, 1880 nt
Organism: Malus domestica (apple)
Lineage: Eukaryota; Viridiplantae; Streptophyta; Magnoliopsida; Rosales; Rosaceae
Product: protein TRIGALACTOSYLDIACYLGLYCEROL 2, chloroplastic
Cellular component (GO): chloroplast inner membrane
Molecular function (GO): phospholipid binding; lipid carrier activity
Source: RefSeq, a predicted model, not a curated record
CACCGAAAAUUCCCGGUGGAGGACCCAAAACCCGUACGCCUACCUCUCCAAAGACACAAGGUAGUCGUAGUCGUCCCUCCCGUCUCCCAUACCCUGUGUGCUGUGCUUUUUCCAUGCCAGAAAUCUCCCGGGAGGCCACACACCGUCGAUUCUCCGAUCCCCCAAGUCCUUCCCUCAAGGGUUUAUAAUUUGCUUCCAAUUUUCAGCACUCGGCUUCAUGUGUACGUAAACCCCAUUUCUACAUUGUUCUAGGUCAUACCCAAUCCGAUAUCGAGCGUUAAGUGCUACUUGUAGCUACUGCUGGAGUGUGUGUUUUCUAGGUUAUAUAUCAAAAGAUGAUAGGGAAUUCGUUGGUCCAAGUUUCCACAUGCCCCACGAUGUUGUCUUUGUCACGCAUUUCUGCAAAUAGUUUGCCUUAUCUUCCUUCAAGAUCACCAACAAAAGCAACCCGGAUAAGAGCUGCAUCGGCAGAGACAGGACAUAGCCAACAACCCUCCUCUUCUUCUGAGAAAAAGAAUCCACUUGCAGUUGUUUUGGAUGUCCCUCGGACUAUUUGGAGGCAAACAUUACGACCGUUGAGUGACUUUGGGUUUGGUCGUAAAAGUAUAUGGGAAGGUGGGGUAGGAUUGUUUCUAGUUUCGGGUGCAGUUCUCCUUGCACUCAGUUUGGCUUGGUUACGGGGGUAUCAAUUGAGGUCUAAAUUCAGGAAGUACUUUGCUGUGUUUGAGUUCACUGAAGCUUGUGGAAUAUCCACUGGAACGCCAGUGAGGAUUAGAGGGGUCACUGUAGGCAAUGUUAUCCGUGUUAACUCUUCCUUGGAAAGUAUUGAAGCUGUUGUCGAGGUUGAAGAUGAUAAAACUGUCAUACCUCGAAAUGCACUGAUUGAGGUAAACCAGUCGGGUCUUCUCAUGGAAACUAGAAUUGACAUUACACCUAGAGACCCGCUUCCGAAUAUUUCAGUUGGGCCUCUUCAUCCUGAAUGUGGCAAAGAAGGUCUGAUUGUAUGCGAUAGGCAAAAGAUGAGAGGACAUCAAGGUGUGAGUUUAGAUGCAUUGGUAGGUAUAUUUACUCGUCUUGGACGUGAAGUGGAGGAGAUUGGUAUAGCUAACACUUAUUCACUCGCUGAACGAGUUGCUUCCAUGAUAGAAGAGGCAAAGCCACUGCUAUUAAAGAUCCAAGCCAUGGCUGAAGAUGCUCAACCUUUGCUGGCUGAGUUUCGUGAUAGUGGGUUGCUGAAGGAAGUUGAUAGUUUGACCAGAAGCGUUACGCAAGCCUCGGAGGAUUUGAGAAGGGUGCAUUCAGCUGUUAUGACUCCUGAGAAUACAGAACUGAUUCAGAAGUCCGUAUACAGUUUGAUUUUCACUUUGAAGAAUAUUGAGAAUAUAAGCUCUGAUAUUCUGGGAUUCACGGGUGACGAGGCUACAAGAAAAAAUUUGAAGUUACUGAUCAAGUCCCUCAGCAGGCUAUUGUGAUGAGUGAUGGCUGAAGGUGGACUUAGGAUUGUCCUGUGUAUCUUGGUUGAGCAGAUGCCCGCACUUGGUUUUUAGCAUUCGUUAUAGUUUGGACAGGAGCAAAUUGCGCGUGCCUCCUCUUGACCGUUUCUUUUCUUUGUUUCAUUUUUUGAAUGCGCAUAAAGGUUUCAACUCCAGAGCUACAUUUGCGUUCUCCAAUCGGUCAGUUCAGGUGUGUUUAUUGUUUUCUCAUAACGUAGUUAAAUAUAAAGUCGCUUAUGCGUUUGUGCAGACGGCCUGGUGCUUUCAGAAACCUUCUGUUCCAAGUUGAGAACGUUUGUUCCAACCUUCUGUUCUAAGUUGAGAACGUUUGUUCCAAGUAUUUAUUUUGGAUAAUGACGCGUUUUACAGCUAAUUGUGCUUCAUUAA